AGCGACAACACCAAACGACUAUCCGAAUACCUUGAACGGCUGCCCAUUAUGUCGCACCGAAAGUUCGAGGCUCCUCGCCACGGUUCGUUGGCUUUCUUGCCCCGCAAGCGGGCUGCCCGUCACCGAGGAAAGGUCAAGAGCUUUCCCAAGGAUGACAAGAAGAAGCCUGUCCAUCUUACCGCUACCAUGGGCUACAAGGCUGGUAUGACGACCGUCGUCCGUGACCUUGACCGUCCUGGUGCCAAGCUCCACAAGAAGGAAAUCGUUGAGGCCGCGACCGUCAUUGAGACUCCUCCGAUGAUCGUAGUUGGUGUCGUUGGUUACAUCGAGACUCCCCGCGGUCUACGUUCCCUCACAACCGUCUGGGCCGAGCAUCUAAGCGAGGAGAUCAAGCGCCGAUUCUACAAGAACUGGUACAAGAGCAAGAGAAAGGCCUUCACCAAGUACGCCAAGAAGCACUCUGAGAACAACGGCCAAUCCGUCACCCGCGAACUCGAGAGAAUCAAGAAAUACUGCACAGUCGUCCGCGUUCUUGCCCACACCCAGAUUAGCAAAACUCCUCUCAAGCAAAAGAAGGCUCACCUCAUGGAGAUUCAAGUCAACGGUGGUGAGAUUGCUGCCAAGGUCGAUUUUGCUCAGGGCCUGUUCGAGAAGCCCGUCGAUGUCAGCUCAGUGUUCGAACAGGAUGAAAUGAUCGACGUCAUUGGUGUUACCAAGGGUCACGGUUUCAACGGUGUUACUUCUCGUUGGGGAACUAAGAAGCUUCCUCGCAAGACCCACAAAGGUCUACGCAAGGUCGCUUGUAUCGGUGCCUGGCAUCCUUCCCACGUGCAAUGGACUGUUGCACGUGCUGGUCAAAUGGGUUACCAUCAUCGUACUUCCGUCAACCACAAGAUCUACCGCAUUGGUAAGGGUGAUGAUGAGGGCAACGCUUCCACCGAGUUCGACGUUUCCAAGAAGACCAUCACUCCCAUGGGAGGCUUCGUACGCUACGGUGAAGUGAAGAACGACUACGUUCUCAUCAAGGGAUCCUGCCCGGGUGUAAAGAAACGUGUAUUAACUCUACGCAAAUCGAUGUUCACCCACACCAGCCGAAGAGCGCUCGAGAAGAUCGAUCUCAAGUGGAUCGAUACCUCCUCUAAGUUCGGUCACGGCGCAUACCAGACACCAGCGGAGAAGCGCGCUUUCUUGGGUACACUCAAGAAGGACUUGGUGGCUCCUGCGUAGGUUGUUCUCGGCGAUGUUUGCAUUUAACGGUUCUUCGAAGGGAGAUGUGUGGCGUUCACCUGUGGCAUCGAAUAGUGCGAACAGGAAAUAAAAUAAAUGACCAAUACCCAAACUCUAGCCGACCUUCUUCUUGUGCACUAUUUCCACUGUAUGUCAAAUUUCGCGAUGAAUUUGCAGGACUGCCGUAAAGCCCAAACAACCACAACACUAACACCGAGUGAUGGAUACGAAGUGGUUUUCCACUCGCAUACUUUCCAAUAAACUAAAUAUACAUUGGCAUCUCGUGCCAGGAGCAUUUUUUGUUAAUUUAAUUCGAAUAUGACUGAAGCUUCAAUGA
Molecule: messenger RNA, 1564 nt
Organism: Pseudovirgaria hyperparasitica
Lineage: Eukaryota; Fungi; Ascomycota; Dothideomycetes; Acrospermales; Acrospermaceae
Exons: 4
Coding region: 49-1227 (392 amino acids)
Biological process (GO): ribosomal large subunit assembly; translation
Cellular component (GO): ribosome; cytosolic large ribosomal subunit
Molecular function (GO): RNA binding; structural constituent of ribosome
Source: RefSeq, a predicted model, not a curated record